Molecule: messenger RNA, 1791 nt
Organism: Eleginops maclovinus (Patagonian blennie)
Lineage: Eukaryota; Metazoa; Chordata; Actinopteri; Perciformes; Eleginopidae
Product: eukaryotic translation initiation factor 4E-1A
Exons: 7
Coding region: 114-764 (216 amino acids)
Biological process (GO): translational initiation
Cellular component (GO): eukaryotic translation initiation factor 4F complex; cytoplasm
Molecular function (GO): RNA 7-methylguanosine cap binding; translation initiation factor activity
Source: RefSeq, a predicted model, not a curated record
CCGUCUUUCUGCGCAUGCGUCACGUGGAGUACCAGAUGGCCCAAUCAGCGAGUGCAAGCCUUUAACACAGGCCCAAAAACCGAGCGUGAUUUGGGAUCUCUGUGUUCCAGAAGAUGGCGACCGCUCUGGUGUUGACAGCUUCAGUCCCUGAUAAUCAUGGAAAGGAAAAAUGUGAACCAAUCAUUCAAAAGGUUAUGAGUCCUGAAACGUACGUCAAGCAUCCAUUGCAAAACAAGUGGGCUCUUUGGUUUUUCAAGAACGACAAAAGCAAAACAUGGCAGGCCAACCUUCGUCUCAUCUCCAAAUUUGACACGGUGGAAGACUUCUGGGCAUUAUACAAUCACAUUCAGCUAUCCAGUAACUUGAUGUCUGGCUGUGACUACUCGCUGUUCAAGGAUGGGAUUGAGCCCAUGUGGGAGGAUGGACGCAACCGACGAGGCGGCCGCUGGCUGAUAACACUGUCCAAGCAGCAGCGCAGAGCAGACCUGGAUCGCUUCUGGCUUGAGACCCUGUUGUGCCUUGUGGGUGAAGCUUUUGAUGACCACAGUGACGAUGUGUGCGGAGCCGUCAUAAACGUCCGCGCCAAAGGAGAUAAAAUAGCAGUAUGGACCACCGACUACGAGAACAAAGAUGCCAUCACGCACAUCGGGCAAGUUUACAAAGAGAGAUUAGGAGUUCCUCCAAAAGUGAUCAUCGGGUACCAGUCACAUGCAGACACCGCCACCAAGAGCAGCUCUUCAACCAAGAACAAGUUUGUUGCUUGAGGACCACAAUCAACCACCGUGUCAUUCUGUUGCCAGCAUACAUUUCUGUAACCUUUCCAUGAUCUAACUGACGUGAUUGUCCAUGUACAAACAUUUGAAGUGAAGAUAUAUUUGCUUCUUUUUUUCUUUUUGUCUAUUUGUUGCCACUUUACCAAAGCUUUUGUUUAUUGGGAGAAUAUUUGCACUUAAAAUGUAUCACUGAUGUCAAAAAAUAUAUAACAUUUUUGUGGUGGAGGGCUGUAAAAGAUGUUUAGAUGCCCAAAUUUCAUUUUCAAAAGCAACUGCAUAUUUGUAAAGAAUUUAUUUCAGUUAUCCCCCCCUCCUCUUGGCGUAUGUCAGCUAUUUUUCUUUGAGAACUUAACAUUAAAGGCAAACAAAAUGCACUGUUACUCCAGACAGUCAAUUUACAAUACGUUUUGACAUCUUUGUGUGUUCGUUAUUCAGUUUGACAAAUUAUUUAAAAGUCACUGUGUUGCAGAAAAGAGUUCUUGGAUUUUCCUUUCAGACUGCUUGUGUAAUAUGUGAAUCUGAGAUGUCAACCAUUUUGAAGCGCAGCAGAUAUAUUUAACAGGACUUGCUUUAUAAAGAUUUUGGAAUGUACCUUUGCCUAACAGGGAACUGCAAACUUGAAUAGCACAAGAAACCGCCACUAUAUCACUCAGAUUUAUCACUUGAGCAUAUGCAAACCAAAAUACUGGAGCUCUUGAUUAUAUUUUUUCCUCAUCCAGACUUAUAUCUAAUUUUGAAGUUCAGAAAACUGAAGGAAGUCUGGAAUUGGGAAAAGCCUUUGCUUUGCAGUAACACUUUAAUGAGGAUGUUUUCUAAAUACUUAUUGUUGGUUAUGUUCUUUUGUACAUUCUUCAGUUAAAAUUGUAUGUCGCAUGAGUUGUGUUGGUCUACUGCUUUAAUGAAGUGUUCAUAGGUUAAUUAUUUCUGCUCCAGAUUUAAUUUCUUAGGUGGCAUAAGCUAAAAUGUCAUUGUUUGGAGGGACCAAUAUGAGCCUUUGACGUUACCACCUUGCCCUGUA